UCCCGUAUAUUUUUGGCGGCACCUCCGACAACAAAUAGCCGUGGUCUUUGUCGUCAAAGCUACACCUAUAUCACAAAAACUACUGCACUCUAGGCAGACUCAAUAAAGUUACACAAGUAUUGCGCAAACAAAACACUGAAUUUCCUCAGCAAAGAUGCAUAAAUUUAUACCAGGAAGUAACGUACAUGUACGCAUGUAGUAUAGGAUGCCAUAUGUUGGGAUUUUCACCGAGCCUUCUGCAGUCGGGACCAUGUUUCUCAAAAUUCAUUUUCGGUUUCUAAUUGUGUUCUUUCUCAGCGUUCGUUCUUCUGAUGAGAAACCGUCGCAGCGCACUGUCUUUACCAUGGUAAGCAGAGACAAUGACACCUUCGAGAUCGUUAUCCAACAACACGAGUGUCCAGAGAAUUACUUCCUCCAUAAGCUUGCACCUGGAGAAUUCUACCUUCCGAAUGGCAGGGAUAUCACGGAGGAGACGGCGGAGUUGUGUCUCAGAUGCACGAGAUGUGACGACGGAGUGGAGGUCAAAAGAAAGUGCUCUCAGUACCACGACAUAAUUUGUAGUAGAAAUUGCCAACAGCCGGGGUACCGAUUUGACGAAGGGACCCAGUCAUGUCAACACGAGAAGGUCCUUGACGAAGGCUACAAUCACGAGGAGCUGCGGCAGUGGUUGGCCGAGCAGGAUGCAAAGGAGGCGCGUACGCGCGCUAGCGAUUUGGUGUCAGAAGUGGGAUCCACUCAGAGGCCUGGAUUUACACGGACGUCUCGCACCAGUGCUUCUGGUAAGGUGUUGUCGACGCGCGCUACCGAGGAGUCAGUAAGACCAGAUAUGCUUAUGCCAGUAAAAGCAUCGCUAUAUGAAAAAGAUGAUUCAGAGGAUCAGAACACCGGCACAAUCAGCUGGAUGUCUUCAGAAAAAAAGCCAUCAGGAGAAACAAGAGAGGUGUUCCCGGUCGAGGCAAACCUUGACGACGGUUGGGGAUAUCAAGACCUGCUGCUCAUCGCCUCAGGGACUCUCUUUGUGAUCGUUGCCAUGACCUAUGUAUAUGUCGCCAUUCAAAGGUUUCGACCACAGUGGUUCAGAAGGCGAGAUUGGAUGAGGGCGCCCUCAAUCCCAGUGAUUCGAGCUGAGGCAGGCAUUCCCAGAGUCAGAGCCAGCGCGCCACCGACAUCGACAGUUGUACGAAUAUUAAGCCCGAAUAAACCGAGCAGCGUCCAAACCGUGAAAUAUCACCCGAUUGCGAAUGACCCGUUUGCAAAUACUUGCCGAGUUUGCAGCGUCCGCUCGACUGGAGACGAGGAAAGCGAUGAAUGGAUGAGUGUUGUGGAUAGUGACGGGGAUAUCUUGGAUUACGAUUCUGAAAUGGGUUCUAGUGGUGACGAUUUGGAGGUUGAACUGGGGCAACAUGGGGGAAAGGGAGGGGCAGAGAUUGGGGGAGGGGCAAGCGAUGGAAAUGAGGGCGGAUAUCUUGUUGAAGUCUCAGUACAUUCGCCUGCUCAACACGAAGUAUGUAUUGAUGUCCAUGAUAGUGAUGACGUCAUUUUGUGUGACGUCACUGCAAGUGAAGGGCAAGCAGUGAAAGCUGGAAUUCAUGCAAUUGACGAAGAACAAGAUGGCGGCGAUGAUGAAAAUUUUGGGGAAGCAGAAACUGAAUGUAUCAGGAAGGUGGCCCGAUCAAACGAUCUGUGGUUAGCGCGAGUUCGUAAAAAGUUUGUUCUGCAGGUUAUUAAUGAGCACGAUGAAACUGAUUCCGACAAAAAUGAUUCCGGCUAUCAGAACUUGCUCUUUGAAGAUUUGGCAGGAGUGGAGGAUGGUGGUAUGAUCACAUCACACAUCCACGAUUUUUCUGUCGUUGAUGAGUCUGUUCUUGGUGGGUGUGGCGACGAAGAUGUUAGUGAUAAUAAGAAAGCACUAGAUGAGACGGGGGAGGAUGACUCGGAAACAACUCAAGCCGCGGCGGGGAAGACUGGGUCAACAGAAGAAGCAGUCGAAUUCAAUAGUGAAAGAGAAAGAAUCGAAACUGAUGACGAUGAAGAGAACACAAAUGAACAAGAAAGAAUCGACACUAGUGAGGAAGAGAUAACAGAUAAAAGAGAAAUGCCGGUAAUCGAUACUGUCAACGAACAGAUCCCAACUGGAGAAAUAAUCGAUAUUGCUGAUAAACAAAUCACAAUUGGAGAUGAACUGAUCGCAGAGCAAGAAGAAAUAAUCGAUACUAAAGAUGUACUGAUCCAAGUUAGAAAUGAAAGUGUCGAAGAUGUUGAGGAACAACACCUCGAGUUGAAGAACGGAAGAGGCGAAAGAGAAAAAUUGGUGACCCACAUCGACAGAGUUCGUUUGAUAAGCAAAAUUGAUGUUUUCGUCUUUGAGUUGCUUUCUCAUCUUACUGAUUUUACCGUUUUUCGCUUUUCUAAUCUUCGUACCUGUCAUCAGAAUACCAUGGAUGGUAGUCCUCGUGAUGAAUUGUGUGGUUCAACCGACCUGUCAGAGACUAACCUGAUGAAUACAGUGGUCUUCGUGGUUGUUUCGUCCCGACCGCAUUGGAUCAGAAUCGAGAACGCUGACAAGUCUGUGAAACCUGCUAUUCUUGAGACAGAAUCUGCAACUAGGAACAACAUUGACCGCCCUGAUAAGGUAGUAGCUACAUUUAGAUUCUUCUCAUGGGUCGGUGAUUGCGUAACAUUUGUCCAGAACUUACCAUCGCCAGUCAAGGCACGUUUGAGAGAAAUCUUUCAGAGAGGUCAGACUGAAAUGAGAAACUUCGGACAGGUGCUUGAGCAGUUGGCAAGAUUUUGCAGAUCGAACACCUUGGAAGAAAAGACUAACAUAACUAAAUAUGAACCGAGGCAACGCAAGAAGCCUAAACUUGAUUCGUCCUUACAGUGAUUAAUCUCGUUAUUUCUUCAUUUUUGUUGUUGUCAUUUAUCAAGUUUUCAUCUUCAUUUUCCUCAUCUUCGACACUGAGUACAAUUGUUGAGCAAGUUCGUUUACCAGUAAGGCACUGAUUUCAGUUAACUAACUUGGUCAGAGAUAAGUUGGGAUAUUUAGAAAAAUAUUGUCAGCAGUGUGGCGUGGCGAAGAUAUUUUUCGAGGGUGGGGAUCAAAAUGUUAUGACCGUUCUCUUCAAUCAAACAUUUAUAUAUUUUUCUGGAUAGCGUUGUGACGUACACAGGCGUGAUUGCAGUGUUGUUUCAAAUCUUUUUGAAGCGAAGCUUGGUCCCUCGAGUCUCUCUUUUUUUAUCCUCUCAACAAGAGAGAGCACUGGGCCCUCGUUUUUAUUGCUAAUUUCAAAUUUGUUAAGUACCUGAGGGCGUCAAUGGAUAAUGUACAGGUUUUUAUGACAUCGAUUUACAGUUCAGUGCGCUCUGCCAAGAUGUUACCAUGGAGAGGCAGUGCAUUAUGGGAGAUACUUGCAGUUGGCAUUUUCACACUGGCAGUUGGAAUAGACUCGUGUGUUAUUUCAAGCCGCAGCCAAGUAAUUCGGACACAGCCUAGUUAUUUAUGUUAGUCCAAGAGGUGCCAGCCUAGUAGCCUAUUUGAGGUUUGGCAGACACAAUAGAGGGCGCUGUUUGAUUUGGGUAAAGUCUUUUGUACCCAGCGCUAAAAAUAGACUAACAAUCCUCUUUGCACCCGACUAACUCACUGCCUCACCGACUGUCACUGUCUUGUGAAUUAAACUUGCCUAAGCCUCACUCUGUCCAAGAGUCUAACCCGAAAUAGGUUUAACUAGUAAUGGCAAUGGAUGCCAUGGGCUAAAUAGCCCCAUUGUGUAAACCAGAAUGUAUGAAAAGAGUAAAAUAUUAUAUAGCCAUUCUAAAUCGACUGAAAAAAGCCUCUGUACUGAUUACGUCACACUUUGUUUACGGUGCUUUUCUAUGGGGCUACGAAACCAUGGUCCUCGAGCACCAGGCUCCCAUAAGAAAACACACGUGUAAACAAAAUGUGA
Messenger RNA from Patiria miniata (bat star), 3944 nucleotides. RefSeq lists its product as uncharacterized. The coding region runs from base 206 to 2884 and encodes 892 amino acids. The record is from RefSeq and is a predicted model, not a curated record. The transcript has 3 exons. Gene Ontology annotation, molecular function: protein binding. Lineage: Eukaryota; Metazoa; Echinodermata; Asteroidea; Valvatida; Asterinidae.